Molecule: messenger RNA, 165 nt
Organism: Rhizophagus irregularis DAOM 181602=DAOM 197198
Lineage: Eukaryota; Fungi; Glomeromycota; Glomeromycetes; Glomerales; Glomeraceae
Source: RefSeq, a predicted model, not a curated record
AAUGUACAUAAAGUGUAUACAAAACGUAUCCUUUCCGUAUACAUAUUUCUUAUAGGGCUAUAUUUCUCGACAUUUUGUAUAAUAGUUUUAAUUUAUUUUUUUCGUAAAAAAUUGGUACAAAAGAUCAUCAGAAGCAUUACCUGGUCCUUUAAUAUCAUUUACUAA